Zymoseptoria tritici IPO323 is the source of this 7221-nucleotide messenger RNA. RefSeq names its product putative alpha 1,3 glucan synthase. NCBI's taxonomy places the organism in Eukaryota, Fungi, Ascomycota, Dothideomycetes, Mycosphaerellales, Mycosphaerellaceae. Gene Ontology annotation, cellular component: fungal-type cell wall. The record is from RefSeq and is a predicted model, not a curated record. The transcript is spliced from 14 exons. Gene Ontology annotation, molecular function: alpha-1,3-glucan synthase activity. Gene Ontology annotation, biological process: fungal-type cell wall (1->3)-alpha-glucan biosynthetic process. The coding region runs from base 1 to 7221 and encodes 2406 amino acids.
AUGGCGAGUCUAAUCGCCUUGGUCUUGUGGCUCUUCGCCUUGCAGGUCCUGGCCUCACCGUACGAUCCUCGCGAAGUCGACUACAACCUGAACACCGAUCGCGAUGCGAAGCAACCGCUGCAAUAUGCCGGCCAGUGGGAGGGUCACAAUUAUACGAAAUCUCCAGACAAUUGGCGGUUCCCAUUUUACACACUCUUCCUGGAUCGGUUCGUGAACGGCGACCCAACAAACGACAACAUCAAUGGAACCCUUUUUGAGCACGAUCCUUUGAGCACACUGUUCCGCCAUGGAGGUGAUGCGAAAGGUCUGACGGACUCCUUGGACUAUCUUCAAGGAAUGGGUGUGAAGGGAAUCUAUAUCGCCGGCACAAUUCUUCUGAGUUUUCCCUGGGCAUACGAUCAGUACUCGCCUUAUGACACGACGGUUUUAGACCACCAUUUCGCAACCCUAGCACAAUGGCAGUCGGCGAUCGACGAGAUUCAUCGCCGCGGCAUGUAUCUGAUGCUCGACACUACUGGAGCAACGCAAUUGUGCAGGAUGUCCGACCUACUCGCAUUCGACGGCUACCCCAACUCGUCCACGCCGUUCAAUCCGAAAGAGUACAAGGUAGAAUACAAGUCGGAACGGAGAUACCACGAUUUCAGCUUUGGCAACACAUACAACGAAACCUGCGAAUAUCCUCGAUUCUGGAACGAGUCGGGCCACCGCGUGCUCCCGGGCUCAAGCGAGAACUUUGACAAAGUUGGGCCUGGCUGCUAUGACAGCGACUUUGAUCAGUAUGGAGACACGGAAGCUUUCGGUGUAUUCCCGGACUGGCAACGGCAGUUGUCCAAGUUUGCAUCCGUGCAAGAUCGUCUGCGCGAAUGGGUGCCGUCAGUAAGACAGCGCAUAGAGCAUUUUGCCUGUCUCAUCAUUGGACAAUUGGAUAUCGACGGGUUCCGGUACGACAAAGCCACGCAAAUGACACCAGACCCGAUUGCGGAGAUGGCGAAAGCGAUGAGAACCUGCGCACGGAACUACGGGAAAGAAAACUUCUUCAUUACGGGAGAGAUCGCGGGAGGAAACAACUUCGGCUCCAUCUACCUUGGUCGCGGUAGAGAGCCUGAGAUGGCCUCGAAGAACAUCACCGAAGCUGUUUUGACCACAAAUGCCGACAGCGAGCGCUUUCUUCGGGAGGAAGGCCUGAAUGGCUUUGAUGCCGUUGCAUUCCACUACAGUAUCUACCGAACGCUUCAACGAUUUUUGGGUCUGGAUGGAAUCGUCUCAGCUGGAUACGACGUGCCUGCAGAUCUUGUUGAUACCUGGAAUGUUAUGCUUACUACAAAUGACAUGCUCAAUGCGAAUACAGGCAAAUUCGAUCCACGGCACAUGUGGGGCGCAUCUAACCAGGACGUUUUUCGCUGGCCUGCAAUGGUUGGCGGUCUCGAUCGAGGACUCCUCGGACUGUACGUGGUUACUCUGCACAUGCCCGGCAUUCCGCUGCUACUAUGGGGAGAAGAGCAAGCAUUCUACAUCAUGGACAAUACAGCAGAGAACUAUGUCUUUGGUAGACAGGCCAUGACAUCCACACCGGCUUGGCAGAUGCACGGAUGCUACAAGCUCGGUUCAUCACAGUUCAUCAAUUGGCCUCUGGACGAGGGUCUGCACGGUUGUAAAGAUGACACGGCAGCUUAUGAUCAUCGGGAUCCUUCGCAUCCAGUUCGGAAUAUCAUCAAGUCAAUGAACGCCCUACGAGAAAGGUAUCCAGUGCUGCGGGAUGGCUUCAACCUGCAGUCGUUAUCGAAACAGACACACGAGGUCGUGCUGCCCUACUCGGGAGGAACUCCAACAGAAUAUGGAAUGUGGAGCGUGGUUCGAAACCAGCUCGACGUUCUGGAAGCAGUUGGCAAUGGCUCCGUCUGGUUCGUUUACCACAACGACCCGUUGCCGGUGAACUACAGCUUUGACUGCACCAACAACGAUACCGCUCUACUUGCACCAUUUCCACAAGGCACCAAGGUCAAGAAUCUGCUUGCGCCGUACGACAAGAUCACCCUCCAAGAAGGACCCGGCAAGAAGUUGUUCAUCGACAAGUCCGAGGAGGCCAACGGAUGUGUCAAAGAAAUGAAGUUCGGACCAUAUGGGUACAUGGCUUAUGUUCCUGUCAGUGCGUGGACUGCUCCCGAACCUAUGCUGACGAAGUUCAUACCUGGUCACGAUGCGCGGCUGAACUCUUCUUCACGGGUCGCUAUUGAGCUUCGCUUUUCGACAGAAAUGGACUGCGACUCGGUGACUCAAGCCAUCAGCUUUACAUCCAAGACCGAUGGUGGCGCCACGCCAACAAUCGACAACACCACUAUCGCCUGCACGACCAUGGAAGCAGCAGAUGUGCCAACUUAUGGCGCCUACGUUCCGUCCACCUGGAGCUGGAAAGCGGAUCUGAUUGACGUUGCUGACGGCAUCCACAAAAUGACUCUUCGGGACGAAGCCACAACAGAUGGCAUCAAAGUCACUGCUGUGGACCACCUGCUCUUCCGUAUCGGUAGCCGGACGAAUCCCAUGGUGUGGACCAACGCCGCAAACUACACUCGCAAAGCAUACACAAAGCAGAGCGGAGAGCUGGUGUUCACUCACGAUGCGGCUGGAGCGGACAAAUUUCGAUACAGCACGAACUUUGGUUCUAGUUGGACGAACUGGACUGACUACAAAGGGGGGAAGACGACCAUCACUGAGUUACCAUGGUCCGGCACCAAGCUUCAAAAAUGGCACGGUCAUCAUAUCCAGAUGCAGUAUUGGAGCGAACUGGCUGGCAGUAGCUCUCACCUGCAGCAUGCCGAUGCCGACUGGCCAGAGAACAAGCCUCCCAGGUGGUACCCGCACCUGUUCGCCCAAGGUCUUUACAACUCUUUCGGAUACGAUGCGGGACUUCCAAACUAUGCUCAUCAGGACAAGGACGGGCUUUCGAAAUUCCACUUCUCCGCGGAAUGGCCAUCUGAGCUUCAAUUCAAUGUGUGGGGCAUGAAUCCAGACGGAGAGCCUGAUAAGACAUUCGUCUUUGGAGAUGUGAACAGAGACAAUGUCCUCGAUCGAAUGGUUCCACAGUCCCUGGCCGCACCUAUGAUCAACAUCUCCACCCAUCCCGCUGCACCUUAUCUGGCAUAUGAAGUCCAAGUUGACUCAGGCAGUCUACGGUACACACUCGUUCCGAGGGGCAGUCGAAUCGUGCAGAUGCUCUUGUUCGGCCUGCUUUGGACGCUUCCCGUCAUCUCAGCAAGUUUGGCCAUCUGGGCUUACAUGGGCUUCUUCUACAAGAUCAAGUUCAACGCGACAGGUAUCUCCAAGAAAGGCGUGGCUGGAUUUUUCGGCAACUUUCGCAAACGCCGAGCUGGAUUCGAGCAGCUGGACAAUGACAAAGACCGUACGGUUUCUGAGAGCCUGCCACUUACUGAGAUGAAGAACCGAUCAGUCUCAGACAAUUCUGUGGCGGCGACAUUGGCCGCUGCGGGCAAGAACAAACGAAGGACUGUACUGAUCGCAACGAUCGAGUACGACAUCGAGGACUGGAACAUCAAGGUCAAGAUCGGCGGUCUUGGUGUGAUGGCGCAGUUGAUGGGCAAGGCGCUCGGUGAGCAGGACUUGAUCUGGGUGGUUCCAUGCGUGGGAGGGAUCGACUAUCCCAUCGAUCGAAUGGCGGAGCCUAUGACUGUGACGAUCCUGGAGAAAGAGUAUGAGAUCCAAGUGCAGUACCAUCAGCUGCGUAAUAUCACAUACGUCCUGCUUGAUGCACCGGUCUUCCGACAACAGACAAAGGCCGAGCCGUACCCGCCAAGAAUGGACGACCUGGACAGUGCCAUCUAUUACUCCGCAUGGAACCAGUGCAUUGCAGAGGCUGUGAAUCGCUUUCCCGUCGAUAUUUACCACAUCAACGAUUACCAUGGCGCGGCGGCACCGCUUUACCUCCUUCCAAGAACCAUACCAUGCUGUCUUUCCCUGCACAACGCAGAGUUUCAAGGCCUGUGGCCAAUGCGAGGGAAGAAAGAACAGGACGAAGUCUGCAAAGCCUAUAACUUGUCUCGCGAGGUUGUGCAGAAAUACGUGCAGUUCGGUGAAGUAUUCAACCUGAUUCACGCCGCCGCGUCCUAUCUGCGCGUGCACCAGAAGGGGUUCGGCGCAGUCGGUGUGUCAAACAAGUACGGACCUCGCUCGUGGGCCAGAUAUCCAGUGUUCUGGCAGCUGAAAGCCAUUGGAAAACUGCCAAACCCCGAUCCUAGCGACGUCGAGCCGUAUAACAAAGAAGCGGAGAUGAAGCAGCUGGCGAACAUCAAGAUUGACCCUGCGUACGAGGCAGCACGAGGAGACCUUCGCAAGCAAGCGCAAGAAUGGGCUGGUUUGAAAGUCGACCCAGAGGCGGAGCUAUUCGUCUUCGUUGGCCGCUGGUCGGUCCAGAAGGGCAUUGAUCUUAUCGCAGACGUGUUUCCUGCUGUUCUCGACAAGCACGCCAACGUGCAACUUAUUUGUGUCGGUCCAGUCAUUGACUUGCACGGGAAAUUUGCCGCCUUGAAGCUCGAGCAGAUCAUGAAGAAAUAUCCGGGUCGUGUCUACUCUAAGCCAGAAUUCACCGCACUACCGCCCUUCAUCUUCAGCGGCGCCGAAUUUGCCUUGAUCCCCAGCAGAGACGAGCCGUUUGGACUCGUCGCUGUCGAGUUCGGACGAAAGGGUGCUCUCGGUGUUGGUGCACGAGUCGGCGGCCUUGGUCAAAUGCCAGGAUGGUGGUUCACCGUCGAGAGCGACACGUCCAGACACAUGAUGCACCAGUUCAAGGCUGCGAUCGAGGAUGCCCUUUCGUCCGCUCACGAUGUGAGAGCUGACAUGCGAGCUCGGUCGGCCAAACAACGAUUCCCGGUCGCGCAAUGGGUCGAGGAUCUUGAGAUAUUGCAGAGCGCAUCGAUUCGGAUCCACGAGAAAGAACGCCGGUCAAGCAAGGUCGUUCAAAGACAAUCAGGCGCAGGUUUGGAAGUGCUCAUUCCGCCGAGCAGGAAUGUCAGCCAGGAACGUCUUUCGAUGUACGAAGCAGAAGACGAGGACACCAUAGGCCCGCUACCGACCCAAGGGGAAUCUGGCAGUUCGGCUGCCUCAGGUGGCCUGAACCGAACGCUCUCCCUAGGAACCCGCGCUGGACCCGGUCAUCGUCCAUCCCGCCUGCGGCUGCUAGUACCGCACGACGAUGGAGCCGAGGACGAGAACGAGAACAUGGAAACCACCGGAAUCCUACGUGACUUUAACGAUCUCGACAACGUUGUACCACGCACGAUGGCAAGACUGGAUGAAGAGCGUGGGAGAUCAACUCGAAAGGUCACCCCGCGGAUCUCUGUCAUGGAUCCUACACCCAUCGAUCCCCGUCCGAUGAACCUCAGCCGAGGGGGAGGAUCCCAAACCAGAUCUCCAAGCCCAACCUCUGGCUCAGCAUCGCCGGAUCCAGGUCUGGGACUUUUCCCGUUGCGAUCUGCGAAUGCCUCUCGCUCGUCUUUGCUCAGUCUUGACGAGGUAACGCACGGUCGCAGCGACUACAACCUCCAAAAGAUCGAGCUGAACUUCACUGACAAGACUGGAGAAUACUACAACAAAUUUCAGUCAAUGUUGGAGAAAGAUCUCAACGCCAAGACCUCCGAGAGCUCGCUCGCCAUCGAAGACUUCUUGAAAGAGAGCGAGAAGGAAUGGGCCGGCAGAUAUCGUAACGCAAAGCUGGGUCGAUCACCACUUGCAAGUCGUGGACCGUCGCCAGCGCCCAGCAGGAGUAGUUCUUCUGAUUCAUCGAGGCGCUCGUCGAUGAGCCACCAGGACUUCCAUGCCUCGACCGCAUAUGAGCCUUCGAACAUGGAGGACGAAUUCUUGAUGAAAGAAGGUUACGUGCGACCUUCGAUCUUGAAACGCUGGCUGCGGACGAGGGUGAUGGACUGGCCAAUUUACAGUAUAUUCUUGGCCAUCGGUCAGAUCAUGGCCGCCAACUCCUACCAGAUUGUGCUCAUCACGGGUGGCACCCACGGAAACGAGACACUCAGGAUCUAUAUCGUCAGUUUGAUCUAUCUCGUCGCAUCCUUGGUCUGGUGGUUCGUGUACCGAAGGCUGAAGCCACGCUUCGUCUUGUCCAUUCCGUUUGCGUUGUACGGGCUGGCAUUCACUAUCAUUGGACUGGCACCAUUCAUCCCCCAAGGAGUUGGAAGAGACUGGGCGCGCAACGUGGCGACUGCGUUGUACGCCACGGCGUCCGCAAGUGGUUCGCUCUAUUUUGCUUUGAACUUUGGCGACGAAGGUGGCGCUCCAAUCAAAGCCUGGGUCUACCGUGCCUGUCUCAUCCAAGGAUUCCAACAAAUCUACAUCGUCGCCUUAUUCUACUGGGGCCGCACAAUAUCCGAAGCAUCCGCUAGAGGAAUCGAUGCGCGAAACAUGUAUGCAAACAAGCCUAUCCUGGCGGCCGCUUCACUGCCCGUUGCAGCAGUGCUAUUCGGCAUCGGACUCCUCCUAUUCACAUCUUUGCCGCCAUACUAUCGCCAAACGCCCGGAAAGAUCCCCGAGUUCUACCGAUCUCUGGCCCGACGCAAGCUGAUCAUGUGGUUCCUUGUGUCUGUCAUCCUGCAGAACUACUUCCUUUCAGCACCAUACGGCCGCAGCUGGGGCUACCUCUGGAGCUCGACUUACGCACCCAAAUGGGCGAUCGCGCUUCUCGUACUCGUCUUCUUCAUCGGAGUCUGGACCUUGAUCCUCCUCAUAUGCGCACAGCUCAGCAAGUCUCACUCCUGGUUCCUGCCGAUGUUCGCCUUUGGUCUGUUAGCUCCCCGAUGGGCUCAGAUGUGGUGGGGUACAUCUUCUUACGGCCUCUGGCUGCCUUGGGUGCCCGGUGGACCAGUCGCCGGUGCGCUCGCCGGUCGAUCGCUCUGGUUAUGGCUCGGUGUUUUGGACGCUGUUCAGGGCGUCGGCAUCGGUAUGGCGCUGCUGCAGACUCUGACUAGAAUCCAUGUUGCCGUGGUGUUGACCGCGGCGCAAGUUCUGGGAGCGGCCAUCACAAUCCUUGCCAAAGCUACUUCGCCGGACAGAAAUGGUCCAGGCCCAGUGUUUCCUGAUCUCUCCGCUGGCGUGGUAGCUGGACUAUCGCAGCCCUGGUUCUGGAUUGCACUGGCGUGUCAGCUGGUCAUUCCAGUGGGAUACUUUUUCUUCUUCCGGAAGGAGCAGCUGAGCAAGCCUUGA